Messenger RNA from Rana temporaria (common frog), 558 nucleotides. Its product is annotated as dehydrogenase/reductase SDR family member 4-like. Lineage: Eukaryota; Metazoa; Chordata; Amphibia; Anura; Ranidae. The annotation marks the transcript as partial. The transcript has a single exon. The record is from RefSeq and is a predicted model, not a curated record. Gene Ontology annotation, molecular function: carbonyl reductase (NADPH) activity.
AGGAUCGGCUUUGCUUUAGCAAGACGUUUGGCACAAGAUGGGGCUCACGUGCUUUUAUGUAGUCGUAAAACAGAAAAUGUGGAUAAAGCUGUCAAACAGCUGAAAGAAGAAGGACUCAGCAUUUCUGGAAUUCAAUGUCAUGUGGGCAAUGAAAAACAUUGUGAGAAACUAGUGGCAACGGCACUUGAGAUUUAUGGGAAAAUUGACAUCCUUGUCUGUAAUGCUGCUGUGAAUCCUUUCAUUGGUCCACUUUUUGAAACUACAGAGGAAUUGUGGAAUAAGGUUUUCCAUGUCAAUGUAAUAUCAACUUCCCUUUUGAUAAAACUUGUUGUACCUCACAUCCAGAAACAAGGGAGUGGAUCAAUAAUAAUCUGUUCUUCAUUCGCUGGAUACCUACCGCAAUCAUAUAUAGGUCCAUAUUCAAUAACUAAGACAUCGUUGCAUGGAUUAACCAAUAUGUUGGCACAAGCUUUGCGUUCGAUGAACAUCAGAGUAAAUGGCCUGGCUCUGGGUUUAAUCAAUACCAGUUUCAGCAAAGUGAUCUCUAUCAGCGUUUGA